AUGCUCGAACGAGCAAACCUGACUGUAACGGAGCGCUUUCUCCCCAUUGGGAAGGAGGGGGUGGUGGACCGGCUGUUCUGGCUAUGGGGGAGAUGGCUGUACGAGAGCUGGUUCGCUCAGGAGACACGUGGCACGGACAAUCUGCCAUUGGAUCGUGGCAUGUUCUUCAUGGCAUGCAAUCAUUCGAGCCACUUGGAUUGCGGGGCCACAUUUGUGGGUGCGUGGACGGGUGGUGCCAAGAGGGUGUAUGCGCUGGGUGCUCGGGACUACUUCUUCAGCAACCCCCUUCUGGCAUGGUUCGUCACCACAUGCAUGCAUGUCAUCCCCAUCAACCGCCGCAAGUUCUCCCAGCAAGAGCUCGACACACUAUUGCAGCUCAAGGCCACCAGCGGCCCCCACCGCCCCACAGCGGUACUCAUCUUCCCCGAAGGAACUCGCUCUCUCACUGGCGCGCUGCAGCCCUUCAAGUCAGGCGUGGGGCUGCUGGCAGAGCAGCUGGAUGUGCCUGUGGUGCCUGUGUGCGUGCAGGGCACCUUUGAAGCUCUGCCAAAGGGCCGCACCAUCCCCCAGCGUAGACGGGUGACUGUGGAGUUUGGGCGGCCUCUGGACGUUCAGGAGUAUCUUCAGGUGGCUCAGGUGGUGCCACCCGAUGCCGUUGUCGUCUCUCCCCCAGCAAGCACUCAGAGCAAUGCCGUUCAGAGCACAUCAGCAACAGAGGACCCACAGCAGGCCACUGUUGAGACGCCACUCAAGGGCCCAAUAGCCUCUGAAGAUACUGAGCGAGCCAUGAGACGAGCAGCACACAGGCGAUUCGCAGACGACCUUCAGCGCAGCGUGGCAGAUAUGGCUGCGCAGAGUAAGGGCAGGAGCACACAGGGAGAGACAGGGACAGAGUGUAAGGGACAGCUGGAAGGCCAGAGGAAAUGGGCAAUGGAAGGAGCGAGGGAAAGGCGCCUGGUGGCUUUAACUGCGUGCACAGCUGCAGCUGCUGUUGCUGCUGCCAGCUUUGGCGGUGUUUCUCCUGAGGGCCUCUCUCAGGCAAGCUAUGCUGCAGCAGCGUCGUUGCUAGCUUGUGUGCCCGUGCAAGCAGGGGAGACAGCGGGGAUUGCUGCUGCUCUUGCCCUCUGCUUUGCCCUGCUGAUUGCUGGGUACAGGCCCAUGGCUUCCUGGGCAGGGCCGUACUUGUUCUUUCCCACAGAUGAUCAGGAAUAG
Molecule: messenger RNA, 1212 nt
Organism: Closterium sp. Yama58-4
Lineage: Eukaryota; Viridiplantae; Streptophyta; Zygnematophyceae; Desmidiales; Closteriaceae
Source: the annotation of a GenBank genome assembly